Messenger RNA from Salvia hispanica, 1814 nucleotides. It is a transcript of the gene MLO3, whose product is annotated as Seven transmembrane MLO family protein. The record is from RefSeq and is a predicted model, not a curated record. NCBI's taxonomy places the organism in Eukaryota, Viridiplantae, Streptophyta, Magnoliopsida, Lamiales, Lamiaceae. Gene Ontology annotation, biological process: defense response. Gene Ontology annotation, cellular component: membrane.
CUUGUGUUUUUCUCAACAUUUGAAGAAGCAUCACACUCUGUUUUCUCACAAAUAAUGGCCGGAGGCGACGGUGGCGGUGACGCGAACCGAUCUCUGCAAGAAACCCCCAUUUGGGCUCUUGCAACAGUUUGUUUCAUCUUCAUCUUCCUUGGCAUUUUUGUCGAACAUCUUAUUCAUCUUGCUGGCCAUUGGCUCAAGAAGCAUAAGAAGGCUGCUCUUUAUGAAGCUAUAGAGAAGCUUAAGUCAGUGUUGAUGCAAUUGGGGUUCAUGUCACUGAUAUUGACAGUGACACAAGGAUCUAUUUCCAAAAUAUGCAUAGCAAACUCAGCUGCAGAUUAUAUGCUCCCAUGCCGCAGCCAAUCACACACCAAGACAACACAACAUCUAUUAUUCACAAAUUUAAAUAAACCACAGUUCCAACCUCACCACCACAGAUUAUUGCUAGCAGAUUCACCUUCUAACUCAUCUGAUUAUUGCGGAUCUAAGGGGAAGACUUCAUUGAUGUCGGUAGAGGGUAUGAAUCAGCUCAAUAUCUUCAUAUUUGUGCUAGCAGCUCUGCAGAUUGUGUAUAGUUUGGCUACCAUGGGCUUAGGAAGGGCUAAGAUGAAGAGGUGGAAAAGUUGGGAAAAGGAGACUCAAACUAUAGACUACAUAACAGCAAAUGAUCCAGAGAGAUUUCGAUAUACAAGACAGACGACAUUCGGGCGUCGACAUAUGAGUAGUUUUGCUACAAAUUCUGCUCACCUCUGGAUUAUAUGUUUUUUCCGACAGUUCUUCAAGUCUGUGGCAAAAGUCGACUACUUCACUCUACGCCAUGGAUUUAUUUCGGCUCAUUUAUCAACAAAUAAUUCAUUCAAUUUUCGAAAGUAUAUUCAACGAUCAUUGGAAGACGAUUUCAAAGCUGUUGUCGGCAUAAACCCAAUGAUGUGGAUGGUGGUGGUUAUAUUCUUGUUGGUUGAUGUACAUGGAUGGAACGUCUACUUGUGGGUCUCAUUUCUACCUCUACUCAUAGUUCUGUUUGUGGGAACAAAAUUGGAAAUAGUAGUGGCAAAAAUGGCAAUGCAAUUAGCAAAUAAUAACACAGUGAUCAAGGGAACUCCAUUGGUGCAACCAGACAGCAGUCUCUUCUGGUUCAAACGGCCCCAACUCGUCUUGACUCUUCUUCAUUUCAUCCUCUUUAUGAAUGCAUUUGAGUUGUCCUUCUUCAUAUGGGUCACAUGGCAAUUUGGGAUCAAGUCCUGCUACCACGAACAUGCCGCGAUCUUUGUUAUCAGAAUUGUACUAGCGGUGACCGUACAAGUUCUUUGUAGCUACAUCACUCUUCCUCUCUAUGCCCUUGUUACUCAGAUGGGUUCAAAAUAUAAAAGUGCAAUACUUGAAGAGCACACAAUUCAUGCAUUAAAACAAUGGCAUGCAAAUGUGAAGCACAAGAGAAAGAUUAAUGAUCAUCCACACCACUCAUCACCGGACGACUCGGCAUCCACGGCGGUGAUAAAUGGGAGCAAUAGCGGAACAACGGAUGCCUCAACGUCCCAUCGACCAUCGCCUACUUUUACGGAGUUUGUUUCUAGUGAUGAAGAUGAUGAGAUCGUUGAAAUCCAAACGCAGGAAACUAACACUAGUCAAAUCCAAAAGCAACAUGGAUUGGAUCAAAUAGUAUAGCCAUUUAAACUUUUAAUUUUGGUAGUUAAUAGGAUUAACAAUACAUGGAUGAUGGAUUCAAUUUUAACUUAUCAUAUAUAGUUACACAUAUACACAUAUGAUCAGGAGUAAUGGUUGAUCAAUAAUAGUAGUGCUUAUAAAUUAUUUCUUCA